AUGUUUUUUACCCUUGGUAGAUUGAAAGAUACUUCAAUUAUAAUGAAAAUUCAAUUCUUAUUUUUAAUAUCUUUUGUAUUAGCAUUCCCACUUGAUGAAAUUAAAUUGAAUGAUAUUCCUAGUGAAGAAGAAGGAGCUUCAGUUGCAAGAACUUUGGUUUCAAGAGAAUCAUUAGUCAAUGUCAAUACAAUCAAAACUAUUAAAAAUUCUGAUGGUAAAAUAACGUAUUUACCAGUUUCAACAAUGGAAUAUUAUGCUGAUUGUGAUGAAGAUGGAGAUCCAUAUUGGUUGGUUAUUGAUGUAAGUGGUGCAAAUCAAAACAUACUUAAAGGGUCAACAUUUUCAUUUUCAAUCCGUGACGGUGAUCAUCCUAAUUAUGAUGAAGUUGCUGAAAAUUAUCCAGGAAAACUUGAAGGCUCUCCAGCUGGUUCUCCGAGAGUACAAUUGACUGGAAAAUUACAAAAAAUUUGGUUUCCAAAUCCAUUUGAUCAAAAAAAGUUUGAUUUAGAAAAAUGUUUUCUUCAAAGACAUCCAGAUGCGGCAAUGUGGUUGCCAGAUAAUGUAUUGUCACCACAUAAAUCGCAUUGGGUAAAGUUUUUAGUCGAUGAAAUUUAUUUAGUUGGUGGAUUUGGAGAUCGUGCAUAUAUUGGAGAGAUAAAUCAAGAAAUUUAUCACUCAGCAGAAAUUAUACCACCUAAAGAUAAUAAUGAAGAAGGUAGAUGA
This is a messenger RNA of Insectozyma verbasci, 723 nucleotides long. The record is from the annotation of a GenBank genome assembly. NCBI's taxonomy places the organism in Eukaryota, Fungi, Ascomycota, Pichiomycetes, Serinales, Debaryomycetaceae.